Messenger RNA from Salvia splendens (bonfire salvia), 1688 nucleotides. RefSeq names its product cannabidiolic acid synthase-like. Bases 1 to 1602 code for a protein of 533 amino acids. Gene Ontology annotation, molecular function: oxidoreductase activity; FAD binding. The record is from RefSeq and is a predicted model, not a curated record. NCBI's taxonomy places the organism in Eukaryota, Viridiplantae, Streptophyta, Magnoliopsida, Lamiales, Lamiaceae. The transcript is spliced from 2 exons.
AUGAAAACUCCAACCAUUUCUUUGAUUCUUCUUCUCAUCUUUUCGUCCUCAUCGGCAGCUUCUGCCGCCGGUGACUUCCUACAAUGUCUGUCUUCGAAAUUCGACAACUACUCCUCGAUUUCCAACGUUGUUUACACCACAAGCAAUUCAUCAUACACUUCCAUCUUGAAAUCUUCCAUCUACAACCUCAUAUUCGAUACGGAAUCUACACCGAAGCCGCAUGCGAUCAUAACCCCAGAACACGAAUCUCAGAUCCCGCCUGUCAUACACUGUGCCAAAAAAGCUGGCCUCGAAGUCAGGACACGAAGUGGUGGCCAUGACUACGAGGGACUAUCUUAUGUAUCACGAGUCCCGUUUUUGGUCGUUGAUUUGAUCAAUCUCAGUGAAAUCACAGUCGAUGUCGGGUCAAAAACUGCGUGGGUCGAAGCUGGUGCCACCACCGGCUCGUUGUAUUACAGAAUCGCGGAGAAAAGUCCGGUUCUUGGAUUUCCGGCGGGUGUUUGCCUAACACUCGGUGUCGGAGGCCACUUCAGUGGAGGAGGCUAUGGCUAUAUGCUUAGAAAGUAUGGUUUGGCUGCCGAUCAUGUGAUCGAUGCAAGAAUUGUCGACGUCAAUGGUAGAAUUCUAGACAGAGAAUCAAUGGGCGAAGAUCUGUUUUGGGCCAUCAGAGGCGGUGGAGCUGCCAGCUUUGGUGUAGUUGUUGCCUGGAAGGUACAAUUAGUGGAUGUACCUGAAAAAGUCACCAUAUUCUCGAUAGCCAGAACGUUAGAACAAAACGCAACCCAACUCAUCCACCGCUGGCAAUAUGUCGCUCCCCACAUCGACGACAAUUUGUCAAUGGGAAUCAUGAUAACCCGGUCGAGCACCGUACAAAAAGGAACCACACCGACCAACCGCGCCUCCUUCACCGGGCUCUUCCUCGGCAGCGUCGACAAAUUGCUGCCGCUGAUGCAGCAAAGUUUCCCGGAGCUCGGCCUAACGCGAGAAAACUGCACCGAGACGAGCUGGAUCAAAUCCACCGUCGCCUUCGCAGGAAACCCCAUCGAAACACCGCUGCAAAUCCUGCUCAACAGAACUCAGCCCCAAAAAGGAUUCUCCAAACAGAAAUCAAACUACGUGAAGCAACCAAUUCCUCAACAGGGCUUUGAAGGACUAUUGGAACAAUUCUUCAAAGCAGAAGAAGCUACGAGAGGUUUAUUGAUGCUCGUUCCUUAUGGCGGGAAAAUGGCGGAGAUCUCCGAAUCCGCCAUUCCUUUUCCUCAUAGAGGCGGGAAUCUGUACAUGAUCUCUCAUCGGGUCGGUUGGGAGGAAGAAAAUGCUCGGGAUUCGGAGAGGUACGUAAGCUGGUCGAGGAGGCUUGAGGACUGCUUGACUCCUUACGUUUCGAGUAAUCCGAGGCAAGCGUAUCUCAACUACAGAGAUCUCGACAUUGGAGUUAAUAAUGAUGUGGGGGGGACGAGCUACGUGCAGGCGAACGUUUGGGGAAGGAAGUAUUUCAAGAACAAUUUUGAUCGUCUUGUUCGGGUAAAAACCAUGGUUGAUCCGGAAAAUUUCUUCAGAAACGAACAGAGCAUUCCGUCGUUGCAUUCCAAGUGGAAAUGAGGGGAUUGAGAAAUCAAUUUGUGUGGUGCUUGAUUAUGAAUAAGGCCUUGUUAAAUUUGUGUUGCAUUAUCUUUUGUUGGGGUAAU